GGAGAAGCACUCCGGAACCACUCGUAGUUGUGUUGUUGUGCCACGCCGGUCGGUUGAAAACCGACGGACCACAACGAAAGGGCAAAGUUUUUCAGCCUGUAUGAUGUUGUAACCAAAACGAUAGUUAAUUUAUUUCUAAUAAAACGAUGAUGUGGUUCGCCAGGCGCUUUCUAUCAUCGGUGGUUUAUAGAAGUCAGUAUUCGGGUCAGCCUGGAUUAUUCCUUCGCCCUCAGCACUGCUCCCUCCCCGAGCUGGAGCUGCGGUAUCUCCAGUGCACAUGCUGCUGGCGGAGUCGGGUUCCCGUCGCCGGCUUUGAGACCCUGGACGCCGUCCUCACCUCCACCUCCGCGCCCUGCAAAGAGGACAACAGACCGCUGGAUGAGUUCUACACCUCCGCGCAACGGGAUGUCAUCCUCCAGCUGCUCAACAACGCCGCGCCAUCGGAGCUGGCCGGCGUCAAGCUCCUGAGAGGCCGCAAGUCGCUCAACAUUGUGGAGUACAGGACUAAAAACGGACCUUUUAAAACACUGGAGAGUGUGGUGAACGUCCCGCUGCUGAAGCACAAAAGUGCUGUCACGGUCUUCAACUCCAUCCUCAACCCGGUGAAGAUGGUGAAAAAAGGGAGGAUUCAGCUGGCCAGGUUUAUCAGGCCAGAGGUCGACAGGUCCUGGUUGGAGGAUGCCAGCUCCAUUGUGUCACUAGUAUGUGGGACUAAUAAAAUCGCCUGGACCCAUGUGAACCGUGGGAUGACAGUCCUGGACUGGCAACAGCUGGAAUGUCCAAAUUUCUUGAAGGGAACAUACAUGGCCUCUACCUAUUUGAGUGAUGUCUCGACAGUUGUGUCAUAUCUCCCAUCAGCUGACUUCUACAUAAUAGAGAAGUCAUCCAUCUCAGUCCAGAAUACGACUCUGUUCCCUGUCAUGGCCCACUUGAGGACUGUGGAGGCCAUGCUGUUCGCUCUGCUGGAGCCCAGAAACCCCCCACCCAAGGCCAACAUUCCUCCUAGAGUUUUGAACAUGAUGCGUAGCGCUGUGGGACGUCACUUUGGACUCAUGGUGGGCGAGUCUCGGACCAGCGGGGCACAGACGGUCUGUAAGCUGAUGACUGAGUCUGUGACACAGAAGAUCCCCAGGAUAAAUGUUCCUCCUGACCUACUGGUGAAGUACAGGAAUUCAUUUAAAAUGGGCAGAGGAGGAGAGGAACUGUGUGACGCCCUGCUUCAGGCAGUUGCUUUUUAUGAGCUGCUCAGUGAAUCUUCCAGUUAGCCACCGCAGGGGCCAACCUCUUGCCCCAACUGUGCACGACAUCCUCUACAACAGACCUCCUGAGUGGCUUCCUGAGCCCUUUUGGACUUUUAGCAAACGUUUACCUCUUUGAACAGAUUUGAUGGCGGUUGAUUUAAGUUAGGGAUGCACCGAUUGUGAAACUGUGGGCCACUAUGACAAUGUCCUUGGCUGUCGUUUAUUUUGUUGUUAUUUAUUCCCUGUUUUUUGCCUAUGAACAAUGAAAUCUUCAUUAUAAAAAUAUCAAUAGUUUUGAAUUCCUAACAACGUUACUUUGAAAGAGCAAAGUCAUUCACACAUACGUACCAAGCAACUUUUAGCUUGACCUUUGUUAGCCUUCUACCCAUUAAGAUUAAGAAAUUUCAGCACUUACAUAGCCUUAAAAAAAAAAAAAA
Messenger RNA from Acanthopagrus latus (yellowfin seabream), 1678 nucleotides. RefSeq names its product transcription elongation factor, mitochondrial (gene tefm). Gene Ontology annotation, cellular component: mitochondrial nucleoid. Gene Ontology annotation, molecular function: nucleic acid binding; DNA polymerase processivity factor activity. NCBI's taxonomy places the organism in Eukaryota, Metazoa, Chordata, Actinopteri, Spariformes, Sparidae. The transcript has 5 exons. Gene Ontology annotation, biological process: transcription elongation by mitochondrial RNA polymerase; mitochondrial transcription. The record is from RefSeq and is a predicted model, not a curated record. Bases 147 to 1265 code for a protein of 372 amino acids.